AGGGGCGGGGGGCGGGCCGGCAGAGGGCGGGGCCGGCGCGAGGGGCGGGGUCAGCGCCGAGGCCGCGGGGGCAGCGACGGCGCCGGGCAGCGGGAGCGGCGGCCACGCCAUGUGGCUGCUGGGGCCGCUGUGCCUGCUGCUGAGCAGCGCCGCGGAGAGCCAGCUGCUUCCCGGGAACAACUUCACCAACGAGUGCAACAUUCCAGGCAACUUCAUGUGCGGCAACGGGCGGUGCAUCCCGGGCGCCUGGCAGUGUGACGGGCUGCCCGACUGCUUCGACAAGAGUGACGAGAAGGAGUGCCCGAAAGCGAAGUCCAAGUGCGGCCCCACGUUCUUCCCCUGCGCCAGCGGCGUCCACUGCAUCAUCGGCCGCUUCCGGUGCAACGGGUUUGAGGACUGUCCUGACGGCAGUGACGAGGAGAACUGCACGGCCAACCCCCUGCUCUGCUCCACGGCGCGCUACCACUGCAGGAACGGCCUCUGCAUCGACAAGAGCUUCCUCUGCGACGGGCAGAACAACUGUCAGGACAACAGUGACGAGGAGAGCUGCGAGAGUUCCCAAGAGCCGGGCAGCGGACAGGUGUUCGUGACCUCGGAGAACCAGCUGGUGUACUACCCCAGCAUCACCUACGCCAUCAUCGGCAGCUCCGUCAUCUUCGUGCUGGUGGUGGCCCUGCUGGCUCUGGUGUUGCAUCACCAGCGAAAGAGGAACAACCUCAUGACGCUGCCCGUGCACCGGCUGCAGCACCCGGUGCUGCUGUCCCGCCUGGUGGUCCUGGACCACCCCCACCACUGCAACGUCACCUACAACGUCAACAACGGCAUCCAGUACGUGGCCAGCCAGGCAGAGCAGAACGCCUCGGAAGUGGGCUCCCCGCCCUCCUACUCGGAGGCCCUACUGGACCAAAGACCUGCGUGGUAUGACCUUCCUCCACCACCCUACUCCUCUGACACCGAGUCCCUGAACCAAGGCGACCUGCCUCCUUACCGCUCACGGUCUGGGAGCGCGGACAGCGCCAGUUCCCAGGCAGCCAGCAGCCUCCUCAGCGUGGAAGACACUGCCAGCCACAGCCCAGGGCAGCCUGGCCCUGCGGAGGGUACCGCUCAGCCCAGGGACUCUGUGCCCACUGAGGGCACUGAACAAGUAUAAAUCCAGCGGUUCCAAAGUCCACAUGGGCUCAUCUGCUCCAACGUGUUACAUUCUAGCAACUUGUGCCCAUGAGAAGCUGCUGAAGCUCCUUUCAGGGUGUCUCAAGUUGAAGUUGGCCGUGUCAGCUGCCUCCCCAUUCAUCUCCUUCCCUACAUGGCGGGAUAUUCUUUGGAGGGAGACCUGGCAUUUUUCUGGCUUCUUAGUUGACAUGAAGCAUGGCCAUCUUUUGUGUGAGGUCACUGUUCCUACGGGGCCCACAGUCAUAGCCUCAUGUUCCACGUCAUUCUGUUAAUGUUGGAAUCCCUCUGAGCAGCAGAUGCAGAUCUGUGGGCAGCARGAUGCAAUGAUCUUUGAGAAGCAGUGUCUCUGUGCCGUGUUGCAUGUCCAGAAGGGCAGAAGACACUGGACCAGGUUUUCUGCUGGGCUGCACCCUCGUAGCUCCACUUGGGGAUCUGGGUUAGGUGGUCUUACCAGGAGGCCAUCACUGGAGGGCCACCCUAAAAUGCGUCCAAGUGCACAUCAAACCUGCCUGGCAUCAUCCUAGCUUUGCUCUCACUUCAGCAGAGGCAGUGGCCAAAGAAAACUUUGACAUGAGGACACCCUYUGGCUCUCAGCAGUGUCAUUUUGGUUUUGUGAAGGACCCUGGGUAGAUUCUGGCUUUAAAAAUGUGCCCCAGAAUCCUUGUUUGGAGAGCAUGUUCCAGCGUGUGGAUCAUCAGCCUCRACCCAGAGAAGUAUCUGAUGAGUUUGACCAAGUUCUCUGCACCAACAUGCUAUCAGAACCUGGGUCUGUGUGGCCCCAUGGUCCUCUCCCUGGCUUCAGCAGGUCACRCCUCCAGCUGACCUGCUGUAGCCAAAGGAUGAGGACUCAACCGGAGUUAGCCAACAAUCUGAUCUGGCCCUUUUCCCCAGUAGACCACACCCUGCCUGUCUUGCUCAUCCAUACAACUUCAACCCCAGGCUCCCAAGUUCCCUCUCUACCCCAGAUUUCACCUGUGCAUUUGGAUCUGAGGAAACAAGAGCCAUAUUCAGUACCUCCCCUGAGAGCUCCCAGCAACCUAUGCGGCUCACACCCUCCUACCCAAUGUCCAGGACCAGAGCGCCAAGUUAGGGUCAGGGUCGGGUCCCUCCUAACAUCCCCAUAGAAUUUCUCCUCUGAGACACAUGGGCAAAUAGACAGUUUGGAGUCAAGAUUUUCCAUUUGGAUUUUUAAAAAUCUCUUAGAAAUGCAUUUGAAACAGUGUGUUUGUUUUUUUUUUUCCCUUCUAGUUAAGGGACUAUUUAUAUGUGUAUAGGAAAGCUGUCUCUUUUUUUGUCUUGUUUUUUCUUUAGUAAGGUCCAAAGAAAAUGCAAAAUGAUAAGUCACCCCAGGCCGACCAGUGUGCCAAGCAUUUGUGCGUUGUCGUCGCGCUUUGAGGUUAUUAUUUAUGGAGUCCUUGAAGGAUGCAGACAGACGUGUCCUUCAGUUCUAGUCUAUAUUUGUGCUAGUUUUCCUUCUUCUCUAUGCCUAGCCAGCCACAGGCCCCACCCUGUGAGGGA
Molecule: messenger RNA, 2688 nt
Organism: Urocitellus parryii (Arctic ground squirrel)
Lineage: Eukaryota; Metazoa; Chordata; Mammalia; Rodentia; Sciuridae
Gene: Ldlrad3
Product: low density lipoprotein receptor class A domain containing 3
Biological process (GO): receptor-mediated endocytosis
Cellular component (GO): plasma membrane
Molecular function (GO): protein binding
Source: RefSeq, a predicted model, not a curated record